AAUCAGUACCGAGCUAGCGUCUCUGUCAGUCGAAUGUUUUAACAUUAAAGUGAAGAAUGAUGGCGAAUAUAUUGCAGUGGCCUACAAAAGUGUGGCAAUUGCCUAAAGUGCAACAUUUGGUUAAAAGUACGUUACGGUAUUUCUCUGCUGGGCAAAAGAAUGAACUUUCUGAUGAAACCAAAACAGACAAAAUAAAUUACAGUGGGACAUAUGUCAACAUGUGUAAGAUUAACAGGAUGAUGAAUAUAAAGUCUGGUGAUAGAAUUCUAACCGUUGCUGCAAGCGGAGCGCAUGCCAUUUCUAAACUUCUUGCUGACCCAGAAGAAGUCGUUGCAAUAGAUAUCAGUGUCCCUCAACUGCACAUGUCCAAACUACAAGCAGUUGGCAUGAAGCUUUUAUCUAGAGAAGAAUUCUGCACGCUUAUAGGCAUCGACAGAGAGCGGACCCCAUCAACGGAAAGAAUGCAAAUCUAUGAAGAUAUACGAUCUGCUCUUGACGCCGAUUCCAUUGAAUUCUGGGACCGUUCAAAGAAUUUGAUUGAAGAUGGUAUUCUGUAUUGCGGAGAAUUCGAUAGAGCAUACAUCAACUCGUUUAACGCGUUGUAUCCAACAAAGCAGGAUAAGGCAACGAUCCGACAAUUUCUAGAAUUAGGUGACGAUAUGGAGACCCAGCGUCGUGUCUACAAAGGUCUUCGAGAAACGUCACAAUGGAGGGCGGUUUUCAGGAACCUUUUGAAUUUUGAGUGUUUUUCCAUGAUGAGUAAUGUACUCGAGGAUGAUCAGGAAUUGGACAGACUGGUUCUCAACAUGUUUAACCAUGUGUGUAACAAUGUCCCAAAUAAUAGAAGUCAUAUGUUGGAAUCAUUUAUGACUGGUGAUUUGACAAUAUGCCAAUUGCCCGCCUAUCUCAGAGAGGGCAAUUUUGAACUAAUAAAGGAUCGUUUAGACAGAAUAAAAUGGGUUGAAGGAGAUAUCGUUGAUCACAUAUCUGAUUCUGUAUCUAAGCCGAACUUAAGAAAGUUUGAUGGUAUAAACUUGUCCACCGUACCAGUUUACUACGAACAGCCCGAAAAGCUCCCCAACAUGAUGAAAUGUGCUGUGACAUUAUGCAAUCCUGGCUCGAUGAUUGUAUAUUAUGUGCAUUCGGAUAAACGUAACAAUCGAUUCCAGGAUGACUUGGUAGAAAAGGGUCUGCUGUCUUACGGUGGUCAAGAUCUGUCACACGGUGGUUUUAUCAUACCAAGGUGUUCGACAGUUAUUUAAUACGGUUAAAGGAUCCGACAUUUAAGUGUCAUCGUGAAUUA
Messenger RNA from Owenia fusiformis, 1303 nucleotides. The record is from the annotation of a GenBank genome assembly. NCBI's taxonomy places the organism in Eukaryota, Metazoa, Annelida, Polychaeta, Sabellida, Oweniidae.